Acytostelium subglobosum LB1 is the source of this 672-nucleotide messenger RNA. RefSeq lists its product as hypothetical. The record is from RefSeq and is a predicted model, not a curated record. NCBI's taxonomy places the organism in Eukaryota, Evosea, Eumycetozoa, Acytosteliales, Acytosteliaceae. Gene Ontology annotation, molecular function: protein binding. The coding region runs from base 1 to 672 and encodes 223 amino acids. The transcript has a single exon.
AUGGACAACUCCCUCAACAUCCCCUCUAUUGAGUCACAGUUCGAGUUCGAACAUUUGGAAACUGUAGAGAAAGCUGCGGCCAAUGGUCAUAUCGCUCUCAUUGAACACUUCAUUCGGACCAGGCCACAGUAUGUCAUAGAGACUGCCGGAUAUCAUGCAGCAAGAGCCGGACAGAUGAAGGUGCUCAAGUACCUGCACGCCUUGAACCAAGUUGGCACGACCAUGCUCUUCGAUGAGUACACGAUGGGUCAUGCAGCAUCCAACGGUCAGUUGGAGGCCGUUCUCUUCCUGCAUCACUGUCGCACUGAAGGCUGCACCAAGGGUGCAAUGGAUAUGGCGGCAGCAAACGGCCACCUGGCAGUGGUGGAGUUCCUUCACGCGAAUCGCACCGAGGGAUGCUCAGCCGACGCCAUGGCCUUUGCCGCGCGAGACGGUCGCGUGGACAUUAUCAAGUUCCUCUACAAAAACCGCACCGAAGGCUGCGUACUUCGGUCAUUGGCCUUCUGGAGCGAGGGCUCCGGUCAGGCUCAGGCUGCGAUGGUCUUUCUCUAUGAACUACAAUGCCGAGAACAAUGCCCACUAUGUCAUAACAGCAAAGACAUGUUGCUCUACCGCGGCUUCGUCGAAGAGGUGCACGAUCUAGAGCUCAGGCAAGAGAAAUCCGAUUAUUAA